AUGGAACGAGUUGAACGUUUAUCGCUCGUUCUUCACAUUCUUAAAAUAUGUUCUCGUCGGUUAUUUAAUAUGCUUGGAAAUAUUGAAUCAUUUGGUACUCUUGAUGAUAAAUUCAAAAUAAUUUGUACAGAACAAGAAUUAAAUGAAGAUGAUCAUUUAAUUGAUUAUGAUACUUGUUUUCGAGCUUCAUUAUUAACAAAAUUUUAUCUUAAUCAAAUUAAAAUAUUAGCUGGCUAUGAUCCAAUAACCGAUCAUAUUUUAUUGAAUAAAAAAUAUAGUAUGAAUGUACCAGAAAAUGAAGUAAUGCAUAUAAAGAAAUAUAUUGAAAAUCAUCCAUCUGAUCGACUUCUUUUAUCAUCACUACCAGCAAAUCUAAAAAGAAAAAUAAGUAAAGAUCAAUAUUUAUUGAUACUUCGACAAAUGGAGGACGAAGGAAAAGGUAAAAUAGAAGAAACAAACAAUACGACAGGUCCAAAAGCAAUCGUAUUUACAAAAAAGAGAAAAAUUGAACAUCCACCAAAUACAUCUUCAUCAACAACACAUCAACAUACAAAUGAAACUAUAUUAAUACCUUCUGGACAAACAGAUGAACCUUCAUCAACAAAUCAAUCUUCUUCUUCUUGA
Adineta steineri is the source of this 624-nucleotide messenger RNA. Lineage: Eukaryota; Metazoa; Rotifera; Eurotatoria; Adinetida; Adinetidae. The record is from the annotation of a GenBank genome assembly.